Molecule: messenger RNA, 456 nt
Organism: Kalmanozyma brasiliensis GHG001
Lineage: Eukaryota; Fungi; Basidiomycota; Ustilaginomycetes; Ustilaginales
Exons: 1
Coding region: 1-456 (151 amino acids)
Source: RefSeq, a predicted model, not a curated record
AUGACGCCUCUCCCCAAGUCUCGACCCAUGUUCCGCUUUGACACGGGAUCGGGCAAAAAGUCGUGCAAACCCAAAGGCCACAAGAUGAGCCCAAACUCGUCGCCAUGGGGCGUCUUUGGCGCCAACGACGAAUGGAAGCCGUUGGCCGCUCCUGACGUGUCUCGAGCUCUGGCUGACGCCAACAAAGUGGUCGCGGAGAUCGCAAUUGCCGCUUCCGUCCCCUCGUCGCCUUCGCCGAAGUCGUCAGCCUUCAACAAACGACACGUGCAAAGCAUCACGCACGCCUCCAGCCCGUCCAAGCGUACACGCACGGUGGAUUCGCCGGUUUCGUCAUCGCCUUGCAAGGAGAAUCUCGAUCCUCUAUUUCCGACUAUGUAUCCGUCGAUGCGAGCCUACACGCGAUCAAAGGCUCCUCGCGAAGCUCCCACCGCUCUGCCUCUCUCAACCGUUCGCUGA